Suhomyces tanzawaensis NRRL Y-17324 is the source of this 2754-nucleotide messenger RNA. RefSeq lists its product as uncharacterized. Gene Ontology annotation, molecular function: oxidoreductase activity. The transcript has a single exon. Gene Ontology annotation, cellular component: cytoplasm. Lineage: Eukaryota; Fungi; Ascomycota; Pichiomycetes; Serinales; Debaryomycetaceae. Bases 1 to 2754 code for a protein of 917 amino acids. The record is from RefSeq and is a predicted model, not a curated record.
AUGCUUCUCGUCGGAACCUCUCCCAACCUCGCCUUCUACGCCUGGAGACUCUCCUCGUUGACCACCCCGAUGGUGGUCAACCCCUCGUUGGACCCAGCAGCCCCCGUCACGUUCACGUCGCCGUCCCUUGCGCCCAGAACGACGUCGUUCCACCCCCAGAUCUAUCCCUCCAUCAAGGCCACGCCUCCUUCGUCCCACGACAUCGUCAUCAUCGCUGCAUCGUCCCUCCAGGACUUCCAGACCACCUGCACCGAUCUCGUGCCCUUGGUCACGGAAAACACCCUCAUCAUCGUGGAAAGCUCGGGGUACAUCAACUUGGAGCCGUUUGUGCAGAUGAGCUUCCCUCCCAAGUUGCGCAACAUCUACGUGGCGUCGAUCAUGAACGAGAGCGACGUGAGAAUCACGGGACGUAACAGCUUCCACCACAGCUUGCGCAACUCCGGCGACUCCAGAAUCUAUCUUGGUACCACCAUGGCGUCCUCCAAGGACACUUCGCGCAAUAUUGGCUUCCAGAAGAUGUUCCAGAUGCUCCAAUCGGUACUGGAAGACUCGCAGGGCGCCAUCAGUUUGUUGCGGUCGGUGAACCCCAAGGAGUUCAUGACCUACCAGUGGAAAUUGGCGUUGCCCAGAAUCGCGUUCUGGUCGCUCUCCAUCAUCUUUGAGUCGGAGUUCCCGGAAAAAUUGGCCACCCAGAUCUUGUGCAAGCCCUUGAUUUCAGGGAUCAUCAACGAGUGCUUCAAAAUCAUCAAAAAAAUGGACUGCAAGUUGGUAAAGGGAAGUGAAAGUGAGGCCAACAUUUUACGUGGUCAGCUGGAAAACUUUCCAGUCACCAAGAAUAAUGCAGACUUCAUGAACUCGAACUCGUUACUCUACAACUUCAGCAAUGGUUAUGAUCUAGAAGUCGACUUGUUGUUGUUGCAACCGAUCUUGUUGGGUGACGAUAACAGUAUCAGAACCCCAUAUUUGGAGAAUUUAUACUCCAUGUUAUGUCAGUACGUCAAGGUCAACGAUGGAAAAUCCAUCUUUUUCGAGAAGAAAGAUGGACAAAAAAAGACUUCUAAAGAUAGUGCACACGCUAGCGCAGUUAACAAAGAUUUAGCUGACAAGAUGCAACAGUUGAAACUCUUGAAUGGAAAUAUUGCAGACAAGACCCAAGAAAUCAAAGCAUACGAUUCCAACCUCAAGCAGCAGCAAGUAGUGAAGAUCGAACUUGAAAACACUAUAGUUCAAAACGAAAUCAAGCUCCAAGAAUUGAGCAAACAAGUCAAGGAAGCAGAGAGAAGCUUGAAUGCAGUACAGAUGACACAUGCGUCUAAACUUAAGGAAUUAGAUACUCUCCAAAAUUCAAAACCUGCUACUCCUCCUACUGUCAAACCGCAAGAAACACGCAAUACUGCUAGUGUUAGUCCACCCAGGAUCCGGAACAGCGUCCAGAAAAACAGAGAGUCGGUGCAGCCCAACGAUAAUUUGGAAGAUUUGGCGGACAUUGCCAUGUACGGAGCUAACUUGAACAGUGACAGCUCAUCCAAAUCCAAGACUGCCAGCUCUAGGAGUACUCCUCAAGUAAGAGAUAAUUCAUUCUCUCCAGUUGUACAACAACAAGCGCCUCAAUCUUUGCAUUCUGGCUCUCAAGGAGGUUCACAGCACAGCUCUCAGCAAGAUUUCUCGUCCCAAGGUGUGAAGGGGUACGUGCCAAAUGGCCCUCAACAAAACGGAUACUUGCAAAAUGAUGACAGCCAGUUUCAGUCUAACCAAAACUAUCCUCAGCCACAUCAACAAGGGCAAAAUCCAAAUUCCUACUAUAGGGGUCAAACGAGUCUCGGUCAUCAACCUGCGCAAUCCUACAGCGAUGACCAAGGUGCUUACCCGUCAGCACCUGAAAACUUUGUCAACACUCAAGCUGCACAGAGACAAUACCAUCCAUCGCAAUAUCCAAAUGCUCCUCAACAUGCUCCAGUUGGGUACCAGCAGUCGCCAAUAGAGCAACUUCCGCCGCACGGUUUGCCUUCAAAUGGCUUACCUUCAGGUCAAUUUCCUCCAAAUUUGCGUGGAAGUGGAUCUAUCGUGUCAAAUGUGAAUAGAUACCAGCAAUAUCAAAACGGCAUGAACCCUAACGGGCCGAUUGGACAGUCAGGGCCACAAGCACCUGGAGGAUAUCAAGGUCAUCGCCAAAGGGUUAGUUCCGGUCCCCAAUCUGUCCAUUCUUCCUAUUAUGAAGGAGCAAAUGGCUUCAAUCAACCAGUUAGUUUUAAUAAUGCCGCCCCUAUUGACCCCAUGGUCGAGCAAAGAUUCAAAAACAAUCCUAAGAGAUCCAACCGUCGUUCAGCGUUCCCUCAAAUGAACGGUAACUUGGAUGGUUUGGAUAUGGGUGGCCGUGGAGGUAUGCCAAUGUCUGGAAGCAUUACGAACCAGCAGAAGCACAAGUCAAUGAGCCAAUUGCCACCUGCAAACUUUGGGCAUAUGAUGCAAAGAAAAUCCAUGAACAAUUCAAACAACCUUGUGAUUCCCCCACUUAAUGGAUCUUCUAGCCAGAAUUUCCUUCAACCUCCUGUCAUGAACGAUUCUAAUGCCUCCAGCAACUCCUCCACCAACAGUAACGACACUCCAAAAACUAGCAACAGCGGAGAUCAUAAUGAAGUUUCCAUUUCUAUUCCAGUGCCACAAGUCGAUGCUAAGCCCUUAGGGACGAUUGGACCACAGGCUUCAUUGACACCAGAAAAGAAAAAGAGAGGCUUCUUCGGAAAAAAGAAGUAA